CUCCUCCCUCCCUCCAUCCUUUCACAUCCAUCCUCCCAUAAUCCAUAGGUUUUCUUCCGGGAACCUUUUACGCGCUGCAGGAAUGCCUGCAAGUGCGACCAUUGUUUUUGUCCGUGACUGAGGAAGAAUAACAAAAGGGCGUCCAUCAGAGGAGGAAGACAAAAGAGAAGGAGCGGGAACAGGGAGCAGGAGCAGGAGCAGGAGCAGGGCAGCCAGCCGCUGCAGUCAUGGCCGCUAGAGAGAUCACCGUUUUUGGCUUUGCCAGUGUGAACAAGGACAUCACAGACAGCAUCAGGAAGAUCAUCGAGAAAUCAACCAUCAAGUUCAUUUGCGGGAUUAAGCUCGACACCAAGAGUGGUAAAACCGAGGACCGGAUUCUGGUGCUGGCGACCUGGCGUCUCUACUUCCUGGCGCCCAAGAUUCCCGCCAAGGUUGAAACCACGUUUAACUUCUUGGAGAUCCGAGCUUUGAAUUCACACCCAGAUCACCAGGUCAUUAUCGACACCGACAAGUCAACCUGCUGCCUGAGGUUCGAGUCACGUGACCACCUCAACCACGUGGUCAGCCACAUCAAUUAUGCGCUCUCACGGAUUUUCAACAACUCAGUGUUUGCACCUUCCAUCUGUCACUCCGAUAGCGAUCUCUCCGAGGGUAGCAGGAAGUAUUCGCCCAGCUCGGAGACGUCGGUGGAAACUCAGCGGGCCUGCGGAGGAUUUUCAGAAACGUACGCCGCGCUGUGCGACUAUAAUGGCAUCAGCUGCAAGGAGGAAGUGCAGUGGGACGUGGACACCAUCUACCACUCCCAGGACAACCGCGAGUUUAACCUGCUGGACUUUAGCCACCUUGAAAGCAGGGAUCUGGCGGUGAUUGUCGCAUCAGUGGCGUACAACACGUGGUUCACUAAGCUGUACUGCAAAGACCUGCGCUUGGGCUCGGAGGUGACCGAGCAGGUCCUGCACACGGUCAGCAAAUCAUCCAGCCUUGAAGAGAUCACGCUGGAGAAUGUCGGGUUGAAAUCAGACUUCCCGCAGAAGAUGUCGGCCGCUCUCUCGGAGAACCCCGCCGCUGUCAUCCACUCGCUCAACCUGGCCCACAACUCUCUGGACAACCAAGGCGUGGCCAGUCUGAUCCAGCAAAUGUGCCACCUCAGCAAGGGUCUGCGUCUCCUCAACCUCUCCAAGACCUCGCUCACCUCAAAAGGUGUGGUGUCGCUUUCUAUGGCGCUCAACUCCAGUGACGAAUACUCCAACUCGCUUCUGCACCUGGACCUGAGCAAGAACCCCGGCGUCCUGUCCGGGGACGACGCCUCGAGCUUGUAUCUGUUCUUGUCGCAGCCCAACUGCCUGGUGCAUCUGGAUCUGUCGGGCACAGAUUGCUCUGUGGACUCACUAUUCGGGGCUCUACUGAGGGGUUGUUGCGCUGAUCUCUCCUUUCUCAAUCUUUCCAAAAAUUCCUUCUCAAACAGCAGAAAAGGGAAGGACACGCUGCCGUUGUUCCGUCAGUUCUUCAGCUCCGCCUUCAGCCUCACCCACGUCAGCCUGGCCGCCAUGAAACUCCCCCCUGACGUCUUCAGGGCUCUGCUAUUGGGCUUAACCUCCAACCCUCACAUCACUGACCUUCAUCUGGACAUCAGUGGCUGUGAGCUUCGAUGUACCGGCGCUGCCGUCCUGCAGGAGCUCUUCCCCAGAGUCUCUUCCAUCGCCACUCUGGACAUCUCAGACAACGGUUUGGAUGCCGACUUGCUCACGGUUCUGCCCGCCUUCUCCCGACACCACUCGCUGAAACACCUUCAUCUCGGCAAGAACUUCAACAUCAAAAACAGGGUUUUGGAUGAAGUCCUGCAGAAGUUGGUGCAGCUCAUACAAGAAGAGGAAUGUGCCCUGCAGACCUUGUCGCUGACCGACUCGCGCCUCCGUUCCCGGGGUACGGUUUUGGUCAACGCCCUGGGGAGCAACACCUGCCUGAGGAAGGUGGAUCUGAGCGGCAACAACAUGGACGACAUCGGCGCCAAGAUGCUGAGCAAAGCCCUGCAGAUUAACACCACGCUCCGGAGCGUGACAUGGGAUCGCAACAGUACCUCCGCAGCAGGAUUUCUUGACGUGGCCAGAGCACUCGAACAUAAUUUCACCCUGCAGUACAUGCCUCUCCCCCUGAGCGACAUCAGUCAGGCGUACCGUAGCGCCCCCGAGAGGACGGAGCAGGCACUGACCAAGAUCCAGCGAGCUCUGGUGAGGAACAACCAGACUCAGCGGUUCUCCCAGCGUCAGGCUCUCCGGCUGCAUCAAGGCCUCGUCACCAGCACCGCAGAGCAGGUGAUGGAGCGUCUGUGCGCACGCGUUCAGCAGCAGGUGUGCCUGCUACGAGGCGUCGGUGAAGCGGAGGAUAUUCAAGCGGCCAAGCAAGUGCUAAAGGAGGCCAGGAAUUCCCGCGCGCUGUACCCCUCCCUGUGCGAGCUGGCGCACGUGCUCUCUAUGGACGGGCCGGUGCGACAACGUUUGGACUCGCUGGCUGGCGAGCUUGCCAAAGCCGCCGACAAAGAGCUUCAGGUGAUCGUCGAUUCAAUGGUGUCGCUCUGCCGUGAGCUCUGUCCUUUGUCGUCCGCCGCGGCGGAGCGACUGUCCCCGCCGCUCUCGUCCGUCUCGGACCGCGUGUCCGUACCUCGCGCCACCAUUCGCACCGCCCUGAUGGAAAGAGCAGCACAGGACGUCCAGCGAGCCUUAGAAGAAGUCAAGCUGUCCGUGGUGUCCUAUCUCACCAACUCCAUCGUGGACCAAAUCCUGCAGGAACUCUACGCCACCCACAAGACGCUGACCCGGCAGGUGUCUCAUCUGAAACGCUGGGAUGGCUCGUGCGAAGACGGGACUGGCUGGAGGUUCAACAGACACAGAGACUCUCUGGACAUCACUGAGGAGGAGCUCGGCACCAGUAUAGACACAAUAGCCAUUAAGAAGCGCAGCUCAAGAACGAGACGAAUACGACCCGUCUCCACCAGGCUGAGUCUCUGCGACGACUCCAGCUCCUCGCCGCCCCCUUCCAUCCCGUCCUAUUCCACACCUCUGUCCCGCUCAGCCUCCUGGGAGGGCCUGUCUGAGUUGCCCACGCAGGGUCUGCCCCUCCACCACGUGACCAGGGUCCGCCCGAGACCUCCGCGCAGGCACAAAGGAGGAUACCUUCCGGCUGAGACGCAGUGUAGUGAAAAUGGAGGAAUAAGCCCGCUGGAUGAUGGACUGCCAGAUUUCUAUACUAAAAGAGUCCUUCCAGACAGUCAACUCUCCUCUUUGCACAACACGCACUCACUGAGGAGGAAGAAGAGGAGGAACGUGCUCGCCAUCUUCGGUUUCCGCAGAAACCGCAACCAGACCAACCAGGAGUCGGACAUCGACUUUUACGGCGAGCACGCCGUUGCUACGGCACCAUCGGGGGCAGCCACAGAGAACGUGUACACACUCCUCCAGCCCCCAAGGGCCAAAGCAGGGUCUCCCGGAGAUAGACCCGAUGGGAAGAAUACUCUGGUUCUGAGUCUGCCACCACCCAUGCCGGGCAUUCCGUAUUCAGUGAUGGCAGGAAGCAAACACCCCUUUUACUCCCCCACUGAGCGCUCCGAAAAAGAUGCGGGGCCCGGCGAUCAUCCGCCGAUAGAGGCCGACAAGUAUUGGGCGGACGACAAGCAGAGGACCAGCGAGGUUCUGCAGGCCGAGGACAUAUGGCUGGACACCAGGACGGGCGAGCGGCACGUGGAGAGGCGGCGCUCGGACGAGAGGCCGGGGGAGGCGUGGCCCGUCGACAGACACCCGGACAGACAAAUAGACAGACAGUGGACGGCGGAGAGACACACGCAGUGGCAGAUUGAUCGCAAGAUGGAGAGACAGCGGCUGGGCGGCAGGCAGAUAGACCGCUCGUGGUCGGAAGGCAAGCAGACGGACGUGCAGCUGGAUGCCCAGUUGAUGGACAGAAGUGUCUGGAAGCCCGACAGACAUCAUUUCACUCCGAGGCCGUUGCCGCCGUACCCCUCGGACAGGACGCCCUCGCCCAAACAGGAUGUGAGCGCCGAGGUGGACGCACAGGCGGAAAGACGGGUCAGUCCCGAUUCUUGCCCGGAAGGGUGGCGGAGCGGCUACGGCGGGCGAGCGGCCCCCAAACCUGAACCCCCGCCGCAAAGUAGCAAACCCAAUUUGUCCAAACUACGGCAAAGGCAUCGGGUGGAGAGCUCAGACACACUACCUGAAGAAGAUGACGAUGUCCAGAGGGAACCGGCCAAGAAGGACCAGGAAAAAAGAAGAGACCAGGAGACUCAACCUCCGCCGAUUCCCGAAAAGCCAAAGGCGACGUCGUACGUGACUUUCCUGAAAGAGCCGGCUCCGGAGAGGAGCUUGCCCCCUCCACCUUUGCCCCCUCCGUUCGGCAGACAUGCGCACGGGCUGCCCGACAGAGCUGCCAGUCAAGGUGAAGAAGGAUUGCGCCCUCAGGCACCCAUCAAGCCUCAAAGGAACCGGAAAGCCAUGUCAUGCGACGCAGGCACGGACAGGGACAGCCCCAAUAGCAUUGAGAAGCCCCCCAAUCGCAAACCCCCAGAGAAAAAGCCUAGACUGCCCCAAAACAGAAAUAAGUCACUGGACUUGUCCGACAGCUUCAACUCAGCACAUGGUCACAGCGAGCUGGUGUGAUGAUGUCACAGCACACACACACGUGCUCCCCUUAUUUAACAGUGUUUGCUUCUUGAGAAGACCGCCCUCAACUUCUUAUCUGACUUGUGGCUUGUAAAAUCUUCAUUUUUUUUAGUCAUAUUAUCAGAAUGUGAUUUCUACAACUGGAGUGCCCACCGACACAGCCGACUGCCUUGAACAUGACUUGAGGAUUUAUAUCUGAAAGGUGAUAUUAUAUUUUAUAGAGAGAGAGAAAAAUCAAUAUUAUGUAUGAGCACCCCCAAUAAACCAUAAACGCAGUGUAUGAACGAAUGUAUGAAUAAAAAAAUGGAAUGGAUAAACU
Syngnathus acus (greater pipefish) is the source of this 4986-nucleotide messenger RNA. Its product is annotated as capping protein, Arp2/3 and myosin-I linker protein 3-like. Bases 228 to 4664 code for a protein of 1478 amino acids. Lineage: Eukaryota; Metazoa; Chordata; Actinopteri; Syngnathiformes; Syngnathidae. Gene Ontology annotation, biological process: regulation of Arp2/3 complex-mediated actin nucleation; cell migration. The record is from RefSeq and is a predicted model, not a curated record. The transcript is spliced from 40 exons. Gene Ontology annotation, cellular component: plasma membrane; lamellipodium.